This is a messenger RNA of Penicillium mononematosum, 243 nucleotides long. RefSeq lists its product as uncharacterized. Bases 1 to 243 code for a protein of 80 amino acids. NCBI's taxonomy places the organism in Eukaryota, Fungi, Ascomycota, Eurotiomycetes, Eurotiales, Aspergillaceae. The record is from RefSeq and is a predicted model, not a curated record. The transcript has a single exon.
AUGAUUCCUAAGCACUUUUUGAAGCCGGGAGGUCCCGUGGCUGAAUUGGAGGGCUCUGGUGUGGGGACUAAAUUCACUGAUGUGAGGUCUGAGAGUUCUGAGGCUCUUGAUGCGUUGCCGGAUGAUGACAGAUGGCGGUGGUUGCGGAGCGACACGAUGGCAAAACGUAAAGCAAACCCAAACGCAAUGCAAGCCCGAAACGACAGUCGAAACAGAAAAGAGCGAUACAAACACACAUACUAA